Galeopterus variegatus (Sunda flying lemur) is the source of this 3337-nucleotide messenger RNA. RefSeq names its product SET and MYND domain containing 4 (gene SMYD4). The record is from RefSeq and is a predicted model, not a curated record. Gene Ontology annotation, molecular function: protein binding. NCBI's taxonomy places the organism in Eukaryota, Metazoa, Chordata, Mammalia, Dermoptera, Cynocephalidae. The coding region runs from base 191 to 2593 and encodes 800 amino acids. The transcript is spliced from 11 exons.
CACACCCAGCUCGGUCUUUGGCUGGUAGACAGACUGGAAGCCCAGAGGAGAGCUAGAGCUGUGCCCUAAUAACUCUGCUGCUAAAUAUAGUCAAAGCAGUGACUUGGUUUCUUCAGCGGCCCAGUGCUGACCUCCCGCCCGUGCCAGGCCCUGAGCGUGGCACUGUGCGGUUCGCCAAAGCUAAAGUAGCAUGGAUCUGCCCGUGGAUGAAUGGAAAUCAUACCUACUUCAGAAAUGGUGUUUGCUGCCAACAUCCAUUCAGAUCACAAUUUCUACAGCAAAGACUGUGAAUGAUAUCUUUCUUCACUCUUCUUCGCUCCUUCAACCUGAGGAUGAGAUGUUUUUAAAAAGACUUUCUAGAGGUUACUUGGUGAGAAAGGACCCUGACGCUCCCCUUUUCUACAGAGAAGAAGGGAACAAAAAAUUUCAGGAGAAGGAUUAUGCAGGAGCCGCAGUGCUGUACUCUAAGGGAGUAGCACAUUCAAUGCCUAACACGGAGGACAUUUCACUGUGUUAUGCUAAUCGCUCUGCAGCUCUCUUCCACCUGGAUCAGUACGAAACAUGUCUUAAAGACAUCACCAGAGCACAGAUGCAUGGGUAUCCAGAAAGAUUGAGACCCAAGAUGAUGUUGCGUAAGGUGGAAUGUCUGGUGACCUUAGGAAGACUACAGGAGGCAAGCCAGACCAUCAGUGAUCUUGAAAGUAACUUAGCUGCCAAACCAACCCUAGCAGCUGCCCCCUUUCAUAUUCUGCAGAGAAACCUUCGUCAUCUGAAAAGAAAAGUACAAGAAAAGGAGAAUCUCACAGAAACCUUCCCAGCAGCUCUAGCCAACGCCUUUGAGGAUAUGGAACUGAGGGAAGAGAAUGAGCAAAUUUCCAGUGCAUCAUCAUCUGUCAGCUUACGCACAGACCCUUUAAAAGGCCGCUAUCUGAUUGCCACAAAAGAUAUUCUCCCAGGAGAGCUCCUGGUGAAGGAGGAUGCUUUUGUGAGUGUCCUUAACCCAGGAGAAAUGCCACCACUGAAUCACGGCCUAGAGAGCAAGUGGGAUCUCAAAGUUACCAAUGGGGACCUCUACUGUCACCAAUGUUUGAAGCCCACUUUGGCCACAGUUCCUUGUGAUGGAUGCAGCUAUGCCAAGUAUUGCAGCCAAGAGUGUAUGCAGCAGGCCUGGGAGCGCUACCAUAGCACAGAGUGUUCUCUAGGAGGACUACUUCUCACCCUGGGUGUCUUUUGCCACAUUGCUCUGAGGUUGAUUCUUUUAGCUAGAUUUGAGGAUGUUGACAAAGUCAUAAGGAACCUUCAUGAGGAGAUUAGUGACAAGGACAUCUGUUUACCUGAAGGCAAGAAUCUGGUCAAGACAGUUAAUUAUGGCCUGGGGGAGAGUGAAGAAAAUGGCAAAAUAGUUGAGACCCCAAUUCCUGGAUGUGAUAUUAAUGGAAAGUAUAAAAAUGAUUAUAAUGCUGUCUUCAAACUUUUGCCCCAUACUGAAAAUCAUAGCCCAGAACACAAAUUCCUCUGUGCUCUAAGUGUUUCUGCACUAUGCAGGCAGCUAGAAGCAGCCAGUUUACAAGCCCUCACAACAGAUCUGAAGUCCUCUAAGCUGAAAGCAGUGACUCCUGAGUUGUGUCCAGAUGUGAACAUCUGGGGAGUGGCCAUGCUGCGGCAUAUGUUACAGCUGCAGUGUAAUGCACAGGCAAUAACUACCAUACAGCAGACAGGAUCUAAAGAGAACAUCAUUACUGAUAGCAGACAGGUACGCCUUGCCACAGGCAUCUUCCCCGUCGUCAGCCUCUUAAACCACUCCUGCAACCCCAACACCACUGUGUCCUUCAUUAGCACUGUUGCCACCGUUCGGGCAUCACAGCCCAUUGGAAAAGGGCAGGAGAUUCUCCACUGCUAUGGGCCUCACAUGAACCGUAUGGGUGUUGCUGAACGGCAACAGAAGCUGAGGUCUCAGUAUUUCUUUGACUGCAACUGUUCAGUUUGUCAAACUGAAGAGCACAGAACAGCUGCAGGUCCCAGGUGGGAAGCAUUCUGUUGUAACCAUUGCAGAGCACUCAUGCAGGGAGGUGAUGUGCUGAGCUGUGGCAGCAGGUCUUGUACAGAAUUCAUCAGCAGAGAUCACCUAGUCUCUCGGUUACGGGACCUUCAACAGCAGGUUGGGAUGGCCCGGAAGCUUCUCAGAAAUGGUAAUCUAGUGCAAGCCAUUCAGCGGUUGUUGGAGUGCCAGAGUGAUGCCCAGAGCUUCUUGUCGGCAGAACAUUCUGUGGCAGGAGAUAUCGAGGAUGGCCUGGCCCAGGCCUAUGCUGCCUUAGGGGACUGGCAAAAGUCAGCCACCCAUCUGCAGAAGAGUCUCCGAGUGGUUGAGCUUCGCCACGGGCCAUCCAGUGUUGAAAUGGGCCAUGAGCUUUUCAAACUGGCUCAAAUCUUUUUCAAUGGGUUUGCAAUACCCGAAGCUCUGAACACUAUACAAAAAGCAGAGAAGGUCCUGCUGGUGCACUAUGGCCCUUGGAAUGACGAGAUCCAGGAGCUCCAAAAGAUGAAGUCCUGUUUAUUGGACUUGCCACCCGUCCCUGUGGGGCCUUCAGUGUAGGGUCCUAAGGGGACUUUGAUGCUCAGGAAAUGAGCCCAUGGAAAAUGAAUUAAAGGGGUUCUGUUGCUGCUGAGCUAUUGUCAGGAAAGACAGGACUUGCCCAAUAGUCCCAAGCCUAGGUGUGAAGUGCGGGGAAGACUUGAAAAGCAUUGCAGCCAGAGAGAUGCUCACCUAUCUUGAUGAAUUUUCCUGGAAAUAGUUAAUGCCCUCCAAUAAAAAUUCCCAGUUCCCAGAAAAGACUUAAAACUAGUAUCUGGAGAAUCUAAGUCCUUUAGAAGUAUUUUAGCUGAUCUGCAGGCAUCUGGAUGUUAUCCUGGGGUUUUGGAUAGAUUCCACCUCACUAAAUGAUGAUAGUCUGUUUCCUUGGAACAUUCCUACAGUUUCUAGUAGUAAUGAGAUGUUAUGCACCACUCCAGUGGGAACUUAAACUGUUAGUAGUUGUAUUGUAAUUGAAAAAUAAUUACAAAGCAAGAAAUCAGUGAGACUCCUUACCUCCUGAGACACAUGAUUCCACUUACGCUAUCUAGCUUCCUCGAAUCCUUUGUUAAAACUGGUGGAGUAUAAAUUGUAAUUAGAAAAAUAAAUAUGGAGCCAUUUUAUUGUUGGGCAGUUCCUUCCUGGGAUGCCAACUCUAAAUUUGUUUUCUACCAGUUUUCCAAUCCUUACUCUUUGGCUUUCAUUCUAUACUCUUGGCAGACUCACUGACCAAACACUAAUAAAAUCAAUCUUAUACUAAUAACUUUA